AUGAUGUCAAACUGGCAGGAAGAAUACUUGUUAGCUCUAGGAGUGAGGGAUGCGCGUGAACAAGCAAACGCUGCUAUUUACGAUGCCUACACCCGCCUAGCCGACCGCACAAGCAAAGCCCAUUCCGCCUCUUCCCCGACCAGGCCCGCCGGCUCGCCUGCCGGUAACAUCCAUGAAAACAACAGCAGAAAGCUAGUCCCCUCCUCCAAACGACAGCAUGGAAGCGAGACAUCUCCCACCAACGACGCGCUCCUAGCUGCUGCGCGACAAGAUCUUUCCGAAGCACAGCGCUCGCGCACAGAGCUAUUAGAUAAACUUGCCAAGACGAGCGCGGAGCUGGAGAAGCUGCAGCGGAAAACGAAUGCGAAUGCGCGCAGCAUUGAGGAGUUGAGCGCGGAAAAGGCGCUGUUGCUGACUAGGGUGAAGGAUCGAGAUGAGGAACUGAGGGGGAAGGCGAAGUUGUUAGAUAACGUGCAAACGGAGCUCGUAUCACUGAAUCUACAGUUUAAUAUGGCAGAGGACCGUGCGAAGAGGCUGGAGGCCGAGAAUAAGGAAUUGGUUGAUCGAUGGAUGGCAAGGAUGGGGCAGGAGGCGGAUGCCAUGAAUAAGGCAUCCAAGUUUUCCUGACAUCCUCCUCAUGCUCAGUUUCUUGAUGCACCUUGUAUAACCUCUUCUUUUGAAAGCGAGUUGAUGAAAAAUCGAAUCAAUGAAACGGAUCGAUGGGCGCGGCGUUUUCCUUUUCUCUUCAGAUGGGCGUUAUUUCUG
Messenger RNA from Histoplasma capsulatum G186AR, 765 nucleotides. RefSeq lists its product as uncharacterized. Bases 1 to 627 code for a protein of 208 amino acids. The transcript is spliced from 3 exons. The record is from RefSeq and is a predicted model, not a curated record. NCBI's taxonomy places the organism in Eukaryota, Fungi, Ascomycota, Eurotiomycetes, Onygenales, Ajellomycetaceae.